CUUCACGCCGCAUCUCAAUCUCACCGUCGACUAACCCACAGCCGAUCUCCGUCAAAAUGUCCUCCACCAAGAAGGCCUCCGGCAAGACCCAGCGCAGCGCCAUCGCUGACGUCGUCGCUCGCGAAUACACAAUUCACCUCCACAAGCGCGUCCACGGCGUUUCCUUCAAGAAGAGGGCUCCCCGCGCCAUUAAGGAGAUCCGUGCUUUCGCUGAGAAGGCUAUGGGCACCUCCGACGUCCGCCUCGACCCCCAGUUGAACAAGAAGGUCUGGGAGUCCGGCAUCAAGGGCGUUCCUUUCCGCCUCCGUGUCCGCAUCUCGCGUAAGCGUAACGAUGAGGAGGGCGCCAAGGAGAAGCUCUACUCCUACGUGCAGGCCGUCAACGUCAAGGACCCCAAGGGUCUCCACACCCAGGUCGUUGAGGACGCUUAGAUGCGUGUACAGUUUGGGAGGACUAGAGG
Macroventuria anomochaeta is the source of this 460-nucleotide messenger RNA. RefSeq lists its product as uncharacterized. The record is from RefSeq and is a predicted model, not a curated record. Gene Ontology annotation, cellular component: ribosome; cytosolic large ribosomal subunit. NCBI's taxonomy places the organism in Eukaryota, Fungi, Ascomycota, Dothideomycetes, Pleosporales, Didymellaceae. Gene Ontology annotation, biological process: cytoplasmic translation. Gene Ontology annotation, molecular function: structural constituent of ribosome. Bases 57 to 431 code for a protein of 124 amino acids. The transcript has 4 exons.